Molecule: messenger RNA, 1511 nt
Organism: Leptidea sinapis
Lineage: Eukaryota; Metazoa; Arthropoda; Insecta; Lepidoptera; Pieridae
Product: dynein regulatory complex protein 10-like
Exons: 10
Coding region: 153-1475 (440 amino acids)
Source: RefSeq, a predicted model, not a curated record
AUCAUUUAUAUUAUUUAAUUUGACGUAUUAAUCAAUUGCAGGUGUUCAUGGCAUUAUUUGUACGAUAUCUAACAAAUCACCCCGUAGCCGAAGGCUAUUCCAAAAUUUAAUGAAAUUUCUAUUAAGCAAGGAUAGUUUUACAAAAUCAUUAAAUGUCGCAAAUGGAUUCUCAAUCAUCUGCGACCUUGCAGUCUCCUUCGACGUACUCCGACAGUUCCAAAACUCAGAGUACGAGGUCUCUUGCCAGCUCUAGAGAGGAAGAGGACUUAACCAAAGACAACUCUGCAUCACCCAUCGACCUUGAAUGUCACAUCCAGGCUGAGCGAAUAACGAAGAUCCUCGACGAAGCUAUUUACAAAACAAAGUUGGCGAUAUGUCUACCGAUUUUUGUACAGGAAUACCGCACGUUGAGCUCCAUACUAAAAGUGGAACAUAUGGACGAUCUCACAUUCAUAUUCGAACAAUACGAUAAUCCCUUGUUCUCCACUAGCUUGUUGAAUGUGGCUGCGAUGGAGGAUAUAAAAGCGGGUGAUAUAUCAUUGAAGAACCGGUUAAAUCCUGAGCUGGGGCAUCUCAUGUAUAUUUUGAAUAGUUAUCCCCAGCUAAGGCCCAAAGCAGAACAACUGAUUGCUGAGAUUAAAGAGGAACACACGCCUGAUAAUAUCCAUAUGAGACGAAAGGUCCCCGGCUUGGAAUAUUUGUUGACAUUGGAGAAUUUUCGUGAUAUGAUGGUGAAGCAGAUGGAGAUGACUGCUGCUGAGGAGCUGGAAAUGAAGAUGCAUACCAGAAAGCUGGAAGCCUCCAACGGAAAGCUGCUCGAGAAAAUACAAGAAUACACAAAAUGUUUGAAGGAAGAGAACGAAAGCUUUGAGAAAUCGAUGAGAAUAAAAUCCGAGAUGAUAUCGAAGUUGGAAUAUGAACUUGGCAUUUUAAAUCGUGACGCUGACAUUUUCCUCAAGAAGAAAAUCUUGGAUUCCGAUCGGCAGAUGGUUCUGGCAACUCGAUCGCAUUUGAUCAAGUCUGAAAUGCUGAAGGAAGAGGAAGUGGAAUCACGGAGCAUGUAUGAGAAUUUAUUGAAAGCACAUCUCAUUGAGGAGAAGAACCAGCGAGCCAGGAGAUUUAAAGUGGAGACGCAGCUGCUGUCCUGGCUGCAGAAGUACGACUUAGAAAUGGGAGAUAAACAGUUAGAGCUGGAUGAAUUCACGGAUAAUUAUGAAGAUGAACUUAAGAAGUGUGAAGAACUUGAGAAAAAAUUAGCUGAACAGGACAUAGAAUACAUUCCCUUGAUGGAAGAAAGAGAGGCGGAGUAUCAACAAGAGUUGACGGAGAAGAUGAAUAGGUUUAUGCUGGAGCAUGCUGCGCGAGUCAUCCAGGUGGCUUGGAGAGAAGUGCUGCAGAACAGAGCUGAGAAGCGACGGCUCAAGAAAUUGCAAAAGAAAAUGCAGGCGGCUGCAGCGAAGGCGGCCAAGAAAUAAGAUGCACAUGUGAAUUUGAACUAAUAUAAAUUUACA